AUGCUUUCUUUCAAUGUGCUCGGGUGCGCUCUCAUACUAUGUGUCGUCGUCUUCUCCUGGAGGCGGUUCACCUCGCCAUUAUGGGUUGUCCCAGGCCCAUUCUUGUCUCGAUUCACAUCAGUCCCUCUACGCUGGCAUGAUUUCCGAGCAAAUCGAACACCAUAUAUACACAAGCUGCAUCUCACUUAUGGGCCUGCAGUGCUGAUUGCUCCCAAUGAAGUGUCAUUCACGUCCUUUGAAGCCGUCAAGGAGAUUUACGGAUCAUCGGGUAGCGGAUACGAGAAAUCCAACUUUUACAAUCUUUUCACCGUUUUUGGCCGAAGAACCAUGUUCUCGACACUCGACAAGACAAGCGCAAGUGCUUUUACUCAUUGGGUUUUUGCUUUUAAUAAGUAUGCAAACAGCAAUGUUAUGAAGCCAGCUUCUUUGAGCGGAAUUCAAAAUCUGGUCACAGAGUUUGCUCGGCAGUGCGAGGAUGGUGCAACGAGUGUGGACAUUUAUAUUAAAGGCCGCCUUCUCAUCUUGCAUGCUCCGACCAUCUACCGAUAUGCAUCCAAGAUCAUUAACCUGUUCUUUGAAGCCCGCGCCACGCCUUUGGCUGAUGCGUUUGUCCUUCAGAGAUCCAGGUACCCCGACACGGCAGAGUUCACUCUCUUGAGUCGACUUCGCGAAAAGCUUGGUGACCAAUUGACCGAAAUCGAUGUCAGCGCGGAGUGUCUUGAUCACAUGGUCGCAGGUAUCGACACUACGGGCGAUGUAUUAUGCUUCCUCAUGUGGGAGCUUUCUCAACCUCGAUCAGAGCACCAUCAGGCUCGGCUAAGGGAGGAACUACUACGAAACCCUACUGAAGCAUUUGAUAAGCUUCCAUAUCUCGAUUCUGUGGUGCAAGAAGGGCUCAGAUGUUUUCCGGCAAUCCCAAUGUCUUUGCCUCGCGUCGUACCCGACGGCGGACGCGUGAUUGACAAUGUUCAAGUUCCUGGGGGCACCAUUGUCAGCUGCCAGGCGCACUCUGUGCAACGACACAACGAACACGUUUUCCCCGACCCGGAUCGCUUCGAUCCCGGCAGAUGGAUGUCAUCCAAGGGAGCUGAUGAAAGAAAGAGGCACAUUUUUGCUUUCUCUUACGGCGGACGCGGGUGUGUCGGCAAACAUCUUGCUGUCGCAGAGAUGAAGCUUCUCUUGCGAGAGGUCUACUCUCGCCUGCAAAGUAUACCAGAUCCCACUAUGAGCGAUGAUUCAAUGAGGUCUCAUGAUCAAAUCAUCUCGGCACGGCCCUACGGGCAAAAGUGUCUAUUGCACUUCAUGCGUGCUUCGGAAAGCAAUUGUCCAUAA
This is a messenger RNA of Pestalotiopsis fici W106-1, 1332 nucleotides long. RefSeq lists its product as uncharacterized. Bases 1 to 1332 code for a protein of 443 amino acids. Gene Ontology annotation, molecular function: oxidoreductase activity, acting on paired donors, with incorporation or reduction of molecular oxygen; iron ion binding; monooxygenase activity. The record is from RefSeq and is a predicted model, not a curated record. NCBI's taxonomy places the organism in Eukaryota, Fungi, Ascomycota, Sordariomycetes, Amphisphaeriales, Sporocadaceae. The transcript has 5 exons.